GCCCCCUCGCCUUACGGGCUCGCUCCCGUGAGGGCGCUGAGAACGCGCGUGCUCCUCGGGCUGUGAGUGCGCAGGCGCUUUCUCUGGUUCUCUGUGGGCGCCAAUUCUGGAGACCAGAGGCUGGCUACAAAGACAUAGUCAAGUUUUCAUUGUUUUGAAGCCAAGUAUCAGUAAAAUCCUCUCAAGCUCCCAACUGCAGGGAUGUGGCAUUGCUCUGAAGAAGGAGACAAGUGACUGACUUUGGAGGAAGCACUGUAGCCCUGGCUUUUGUUUUCCUCCCUGAGUUUGAAGAGCUAUGGAGAGCUGGACCUGGAUGACAGUCGUGGUCUUACUUGGACUCACGGUGCGGUGGACGGUUUCUCUCAAUUCUUACUCAGGUGCUGGAAAACCGCCUAUGUUUGGUGAUUAUGAAGCUCAGAGACACUGGCAAGAAAUUACCCUUAACUUACCAGUCAAACAAUGGUUCCAGGGAUCAAAUCCAGGCUGGCAGGCUUUGUACAAGCACUUUCACCUAUGGAGACACCCCGCCAAGCCCUAAGCUACGAUCUGAUACAAGAACCUGUGUGUCUUGGCAACCCUCUGGAUGGAGAUCAGCUGAAAACAGCAGCAUGAGCAGACAGUGUCUUCGCUGUUUCCUCAUCUGUACUUUUUUCUCUAACGCUUACCGUGACAUCAGCUCUAGGUAUUUUAACAGUAGUGAUAACAAUUUACAGUACUGGGGAUUGGAUUACCCACCUCUUACGGCCUAUCACAGUCUCUUAUGUGCAUAUGUGGCAAAGUUUAUAAACCCAGACUGGGUUGCUCUCCACACAUCACGAGGCUAUGAGAGUCAGGCACACAAGCUCUUCAUGCGUACCACAGUUCUCGCUGCUGAUUUGCUCAUUUAUAUACCCGCAGUGCUUUUGUACUGUUACUCCUUAAAAGAAAUCUCACCUAAGAGAAAGAUCGCCAGCGCGCUAUGCAUAUUGCUGUACCCAGGUCUCAUUCUUAUCGACUAUGGACAUUUUCAGUAUAAUUCUGUGAGUCUUGGCUUUGCUCUGUGGGGUGUUCUUGGAGUGUCUUGUGACUGGGACCUGCUAGGGUCAUUGGCCUUUUGCUUAGCUCUAAAUUAUAAACAGAUGGAGCUUUACCACUCCCUACCAUUUUUUUGCUUUUUACUUGGCAAAUGUUUUAAAAAAGGCCUCAGAGGAAAGGGGUCUGCAUUGUUCAUUAGGAUAGCCUGUACUGUCGUGGCCUCCUUCCUUCUGUGUUGGCUGCCGUUCUUGACAGAAAGGGAGCAUGCCCUGCAGGUCGUGAGAAGACUCUUCCCUGUUGAUCGCGGAUUGUUUGAGGAUAAAGUAGCCAAUAUUUGGUGCAGCCUUAAUGUUUUUCUGAAGAUUAAAGACAUUUUGCCUCGUCACAUCCAGAUAGCAAUCAGCUUUUGCUUCACAUUUUUGAGCUUGCUUCCUGCAUGCAUAAAGUUGACAGUUCAGCCCUCUGCUAAAGGAUUCAGAUUCACUCUGGUUAGCUGUGCACUAUCAUUCUUUCUGUUUUCUUUCCAAGUACACGAGAAGUCCAUUCUCUUGGUAUCACUACCAGUCUGCUUAGUUUUAACUGAAAUUCCUUUCAUGUCAACUUGGUUUUUACUAGUUUCAACGUUUAGCAUGCUGCCUCUUCUAUUAAAGGACCAACUCCUGCUGCCCUCGGUUGUGACAGUGAUGGCGUUUUUAAUAGCUUGUUCCACCUUCUUCCCAAUGUUUGAAAACACUUCUGAGGAACAACUGCAGCUGAAGUCCUUUGCCGUCUCUGUGAGGAGGCACCUUCCGGGCUUCACGUUUCUUCCCAGAAUUAUACAGUGUUUGUUUCUUUCUUCAGUCAUCACCAUGAUCCUUCUGACGAUUUUGAGUGUAACACUGGACCCUCCUCAGAAAUUACCAGACUUGUUUUCUGUACUUAUAUGUUUUGUGUCCUGUGUAAACUUUGUAUUCUUCUUGGUAUAUUUUAACAUUGUAAUCAUGUGGGAUUCCAAAAAUGGAAGAAAUCGUAAGAAAAUUGACUAGCUAUAUUCCCAAGCAAAUGCAAUCUUUUUGUUUAUGUAUAAUUGAACAACAUAUCUUUAGAAUCAUGGAAUUAAAGGAAGAGAAAUGGUGAAAGGCAUUGUUAUUUACAGAAAAUGUACACAGGACCAAAGCAUUUGUUUUCCAAGUAUGUUUUUGGUUAGUAUAUUUUGGUAAUAUUCACAGAUAUUUAAAUAGUAAAAUAAGAGCAAAAAAUGUCCCAGCUGGUUGUAGUAGCUCACAUUUGCAAUCCCAGGGGUGCCUCGAGUUCAAGGUCAUCCUUGGUUAUACAUAGCAAGUUUGAGGCUAUCUUAGGCUUCGUGAGACCCCUGUCUCAACACAAGGGGAAGAGAAAAAAAAUGUCCUUAACGCCAAUAUUUAGUAAUGGAAUGUAUUCUAAAAAUUGUAACUUUAAAAAACUAUAUAUUUUAUAUAUAGGCUAGCCUGAGCUACAUGAAAUCCUGUUUUAAAAAACAAAACAAAGUCAGACAAAGUAUGCUUUAAUAAAUUUAAAAUGAAUUUAUUGGAAGAAUUAAGCACCUGACUUGUUUGGAUACAAGUGAUAAGCAUCUCGUUUAGAAGUCGCAUCUCUGGGCUGGAGAGAUGGCUCAGUGGUUAAGAGCACCAGCUGUUCUUCCAGAGGACCUGAGUUCAAUUCCCAGCAACCACAUGGUGGCUCAUAACCAGCUGUAAUGGGAUCUGGUGCCCUCUUCUGGUGUGCAUGAAGAUGUCAUACUGAUAUGCACAAAAUAUAUGUAUAUAUGUGUUUGUAUACAUAAAAUAGAUCUUUAGAAGUAUCUCAGGGAAUUACCAUUUUUCUUAAUUACUGAGAAGGCACGUUAUGCUGUUUGAAAUUUGAAUUGCAUUAUUGCAUAUUCAAAAUUGGGUGCUUAUAGAUUAAGUGGUAUUUUUAUUUCUAAGAAUGUAGACCCUCUUGAUGCCAUUUUUUAAAAAGAACUUUUAUUGAAUAAAUUAAAAAGUUUGAAGUCUUUUUAGGUACUCAUGGUAAUUAGUUCUAAAUUUCUAGAGUCAUUCUAAAUUAAAACUAUCUUAUCAAGGACUCCAUUUCCCUUUCUGAUACCUUGUUUCAGGUUUCCACUGAUGUAACUGUGUAUUCAGAUCAUGUCGAACACAGGCUUUGUCCUAUUGUAGGGUUAUCCCUUCACCCAUAUCAGCUGGUAAAAUGAAUGCAUUGUGUUUUACUUUCACAGGAAAGCUACUUCUUUAGUCUCUGACAAAAAUUAAAGUCACUUUACCACUA
This is a messenger RNA of Rattus norvegicus (Norway rat), 3297 nucleotides long. It is a transcript of the gene Alg6, whose product is annotated as ALG6, alpha-1,3-glucosyltransferase. Gene Ontology annotation, cellular component: endoplasmic reticulum membrane. The record is from RefSeq and is a predicted model, not a curated record. Gene Ontology annotation, biological process: dolichol-linked oligosaccharide biosynthetic process. Gene Ontology annotation, molecular function: glucosyltransferase activity; dolichyl pyrophosphate Man9GlcNAc2 alpha-1,3-glucosyltransferase activity; hexosyltransferase activity. Lineage: Eukaryota; Metazoa; Chordata; Mammalia; Rodentia; Muridae.